AUGAAUUUCGGCGUAGACAAAGAUAGUUCAUUAAUUGAUACAUCAGUUUUACCAAAUGAUAUAUUUACACGUGUGGAUGAUGAUUUUUUUUCUAUUGUUAAAGCAUUAGCCGGUGAUUCAGUAUUCAAUAUUUUACGGAUACACCUAAUUAAUUCGGCAAGAAAACUGUUAUCUACACCUGAUGUAUUCGCAUUUUUUCAAAUUGAAUCUGAAGAAACAGAUAAAAUAAAAGCUGAAUCUUGUUUUAAAUCUAAAACUGGACAAUAUUUUGUUAAACCCGGUAUUCAAACCAGUUUAUCAUAUUUAAUCAAAUUAUUAAACCAGAAGCUAAAAGAAGAAUUAACACUAAAUGAAAAUAAUGAAACUCGAGAUACAUUUAUAUCUAACGAGUUUAUUGACAAGCAUCCGCUUUUAAAAUCUUUAAUUAGAUGGUAUCAACAAAAUGACUCGGAAAACAACAACAAAGCAAAUAGGUGUUUAACGAUGUUCAUCGAUAAUGUGGUAUUCAAUCUUACACAAUCUUCAAAUAAUUUUAGAUACACUGAAUCAAUUAAAAAAUUUGCCAUAUGCUUAUAUAUUUUCGGUGGUAAACAAUGCUAUGAGUUCGUUCGUUUAAAUAUGCCUGGUAAUAUACCGCAUUUGUCAACACUUGAUGGUUUAAUUAAUAAAUCGAAUAUGACUUUAACUGAAGCAGAAUUUAAAUUUGACUCACUUCAAAAGUUUCAAUCAGGUUUUGGAUUUUGUUCUGAAGAUACUACUGGUGUCAUUCCUAAAGUUGAAUACGAUUCGUCGACAAACUCAUUCAUUGGAUUUACAACACCAAUUGUUGAUGGUAUUCCAUUGAUGAAACAUUAUCAAGCUGAUACAUUUGAUGAUUUUAAAAUCAUUUAUAGUACCAAUGAAACAGCACCAUUAUUGAAUGUGCAUAUGUUCCAAAGUAUAUCAACAGAAGAUGAUCCAACAAAUUUUCCGAAACCAGUUUUACUCUCUGCUUAUGGUGUUGACAACAAAUUUACAGCUAUGGAUAUUUUACGACGAUGGAUGUAUAUUUUUGAACGUUGUUUAGAUAAAGAUGUUCGCAUUAUCGGAUUUUCUACAGGUAAAUUUUAUUUAUACAAUGCUCCUCUCAAAUGUAUCUUAAUUGUAAAUAGAUGCAGAUAA
Molecule: messenger RNA, 1161 nt
Organism: Rotaria sp. Silwood1
Lineage: Eukaryota; Metazoa; Rotifera; Eurotatoria; Philodinida; Philodinidae
Source: the annotation of a GenBank genome assembly